This is a messenger RNA of Angiostrongylus costaricensis, 2124 nucleotides long. The record is from the annotation of a GenBank genome assembly. Lineage: Eukaryota; Metazoa; Nematoda; Chromadorea; Rhabditida; Metastrongylidae.
GUGAAACUUCUUACACCAGAGGGACAUCUGAAACACGAAGAAGAAUGUAAUCCGCAAAAUGGGUACUACAUGAUUCCAGUAUACAGCAAGGGACACUAUUCUCUCAAAGUAUUUGCACCGGAAGGAUGGUAUUUCGAACCAGAAGUUGUCGACUUUGAUCUGGACGGGGUUAAUGACCCAUGCACACAAAAUCGAGAUAUCAAUUUCUUCCUAACAGGGUUUUCUAUUCACGGUGUAGUAGGUGACGUGUCUGGAAGUGGACCCACUGGUCUUUCUUUGAUACUGAAGCAAGAUGGCAAGGUGAUUGAUUCCACGACCACGACCGAGGGUGGAAAGUAUUUAUUCAAAGCUGUAGCAGGUCUUACACCUUACAUUUUGCUUUUUGAGCAGUUGUAUGAGUCAUUUGGUGCUUCAGGAAAGUAUGAAGUCUCUACAGGAAUAGAUUCAUCGGUUUGUAUAAGACAUGGAAAGACUUUUGUAGAGGUUACAAAUGCGCCUGUCCUUGUGAAACCUGGCCUACGUAUAGCUGGGUAUACUUUCACCGUUGCAGUUAGAAAUAAAGAUCAGCCUCUGCCUAAUGCUCGGAUAACUCUCUAUUCUAAGCGUCACCUAGAGUUGGAAAACUGCAAUGCGGUGAUAUCUCCAGUGCGUGGAAUGGAUGAUGCAGAAUUUGUGUGUAAUGUUGGCGUCACGAAAGAUGAUGGCAUCAUAAGUGUCCCUUGUUUACCAAACGGAAUAUAUUAUGUGAAUGCCGAGUACAAAACCGAUGAAGCUGAUUUCCUUUUCUCACCAGCUAUUCAGAAGCUGGUUGUUGAAAACGAAGCAGUUAAGGUCUCAUUUUCCGUUACCGGAUUCACAGCUCGUGGACGAGUUGUCGUAAGCAAAAAAGGAGUUUCUGGAGCGCAAGUUGUUGUUCAAGGCAAGGAAGUGACUGAGACCGAUGCAAAUGGUUACUUCACCUUACAGGGACUCACAGAAGGGACCCUGGACAUCACCGCUCGUGCGCCUCACAUGAAAUUUAGUACUGAAAGGAAUGUUUUGGUGCUACCAAGUAUUAAAAUAAGAGACGUGAAUGUGGAAAGCUUUGAAGUCUGCGGCAGUGUGGAGAUUAGCUCUCAGGAUGCUAUCGUUUCAACGUUAAUAUUGAAAAAGACUGACGGUGCUGAGAUAGUCUCGAUCCGACCUGCUGCUGAUGGAAAAUUUUGUAAAAUGGUUGCACCGGGAAAAUAUUCGAUCUCGCCGGCUGAUUUUUCGUCGACUUUGACACCGCGUUCACUCGAUAUAGAUGUGACAACAUCAUACGUUAGUGAUUUGCGCUUCACACAUUUCAAGACUGAUGCUGUUGUACUCGUCACUUGUAUAGGUACUUGUGAAACACUGUCGAUAUCACUGUUGCAAGGUACCAAUGAACUUCAUACCGUUCGUGGAAAAGAUGAAUUCGUUUUUAAAAACAUUGGACCGGGUGCUUACCGAGUUCGAAUUAAUGAAGGAGAUCGAGCUUGUUGGGAAAAGCGUGAACUGCCUUUGUUCAUUGAUAAAGUGCGCCCUCAACCGGUGCACUUUGUUCAGAGCGGUUUUACAAGCAUCAUCAAACUUAGUCAUCCUGCACACAUGAAAUGGUCACACAAUGAGAAGAAACAAUUGCGUGGAGACACGAAUGCGGCGGCAGGUUUAUCCUCGAUAUGUGUACCGGUACAGGGUCGAUACAACGUUCAACUAAUAUCAUGUAUGAAUUUCGACCCUCCGCACUUUAAUAUCACUGUAACGUCCGAUUCAAUCUAUGAGUCGAAGGCUAUCGAUGCAAGGAUAAGUGGCUCAAUUAAUAGCACAGAUGGAAAGGGCUUUAUUAUAAAAGUCAAAUCUUCGUUGGGUGAGCGUGACGUUUCUAUUGCUGCCAAUGGUUUGUUUUCGUUUUACGAACCGCUCACAUCUGUCAGCGAUAUCGUCAUUAAACCUCAUUCUGCGACCCACCUAUUCGAUCCUCCUGAUUUCAUCGUUCAUUUUAGAGGUAACUGUGAAGAAAAUGUUGUCCAAUUUUUUGCUACUAAAGGAAUCUUCAUUGAUGGGUCCAUUACACCUGCUAUUUCCGGCGUUAAGGUAGGACUUGUCAAUAUAUCUUAUUAG